Messenger RNA from Triticum dicoccoides, 1495 nucleotides. RefSeq names its product patatin-like phospholipase domain-containing protein 4. Gene Ontology annotation, cellular component: cytoplasm; membrane; lipid droplet. Gene Ontology annotation, biological process: lipid homeostasis; triglyceride catabolic process. The transcript has 7 exons. Gene Ontology annotation, molecular function: triacylglycerol lipase activity. The record is from RefSeq and is a predicted model, not a curated record. Lineage: Eukaryota; Viridiplantae; Streptophyta; Magnoliopsida; Poales; Poaceae. Bases 32 to 1195 code for a protein of 387 amino acids.
CAUAGAAGAAUCCAAGCUUACGCAGCACCGUAUGCUUCGGGCGAGCGCACGCGGCCUUCUCGUCGGCCGCCGACGAGACCUCAUGGCCUCCCUCCUCGCCUUCUCCUCCUCCGCCUCCGGCCCCCCGCCCAAACCCUCGCCGUCCCACACCUCUCCCCCUCCGCCCUCGGCUUCCUCCUCCGCACGAGCGUCGCGCUUCCGCCUCCUGCUCGCCCGCGCCGCCGCGCGCCGCGACCCCGAGCCGCCGCCGCAGGCCGAGAGCGAGAAGAAGUCGAUUGCGGUGAGAACGGGGGAGCUGUUCCUGGGUCUGAGUGCGCUGUUCAUCCGCGCGGGGAGGGGGACGGCGCCGGUGGAGGAGGUGGAGCAGAGGGAGGGGGUGUUGUGGGAGCAGCGCCCGGAGGACGUGGAGGCGGAGCGGCAGCGGCAGCGGCGGGAGGUGGCGACAGCGAGCCCCGGGUUCAGCUUCUCAGCCGCCGGGCUUCUCUUCCCCUACCACCUCGGCGUCGCGCAGUGCCUCCUCGACAAAGGCUACAUCACAGAAAGAACUCCGUUAGCUGGCUCAUCAGCUGGUGCCAUAAUCUGUGCAGUGAUUGCAUCCGGGAAGACAAUGCAAGAGGCUCUUCAGGUGACCAAGAUUCUAGCUGAAGACUGCCGGAGUAAAGGGACUGCCUUUCGCCUUGGGGCUGUACUCAAGGAUGUUCUAGAAAAGUUUCUCCCAGAUGAUCUGCAUAUCAGUUGCAACGGAAGGAUCCGUGUUGCUAUUACUCAGUUGUCCUGGAGGCCUAGGGGCUUACUGGUCGACCAGUUUGACUCCAAGGAAGACGUCAUUAGUGCAAUUAUUACAUCUUCGUUUAUUCCUGGAUACUUAGCCCCCAGGCCUGCGACUUUAUUCCGUAACAGGCUGUGCGUUGACGGGGGCCUUACAUUGUUUAUGCCACCCACUUCUGCUUCUGAAACAGUUCGAAUCUGCGCUUUUCCAGCUGGCAGACUAGGACUCCAAGGGAUUGGUAUUAGUCCAGACUGCAAUCCGGAGAACAGAGCAACUCCCCGACAGCUGUUUAACUGGGCUCUGGAACCUGCUGAAGAUGAAGUUCUCGAUAAAUUGUACGAGCUUGGGUACCAGGAUGCAGCUGUGUGGGCUGAGCAGAACCCUCCUGAGUCAACUGUGAAGAUUGAGCAGCUCGGUACAGAUUGAGAAGGCCUGGAGCCCCGGACAAAGUGAGCAUCUUGGUCCUUUUUAGUUUUGACGUAGACAUCUAGAUUUGUCCUUGUUUGGUUGAAAGAUGUCAAUUAUUUUGUUCGCUCAGAGGUUAGCAGCCUCUCGUAAAUUUGUAAUAUAAGUGCGCCUCUAUUUUUAAAAUGUACAGCCUCUUGGCUAGGUUUUAUAACUGUACAAUUGUAACUACAACCAAUGGCAAAUUUUAACAUGGUCCCUCUUACCUCCUUUUUUUACAUGUGAGGUAAGAAGGUAAGAGUCAAUCAAGCCAUUCAUUGA